CAAUUAUUUGCUUAUAUGAGUUCUGCAAAUAUAACACGGCCGCUCGAAGGUGUUGCGUGGGAAAUAUCGAAAUGGUAGAGGAGACAAGCAUUUAUUCUACGUGAAACGUGUGUUAUUUUGAAAAAGUUGUUAGACAAAGGUCGUUAUCAGUUCGACGAUUGUGAUGAACGAGUCUAGACCAGUUACGCUUUGGUCAUGCCCAAUACGUUGAACAAGGAGCACGCCAAGAUCGCAGAAACUCCUAGCUGUCGUUUCCGUCUGACCUCUCACAAGACACGACAGGAACAGCGAUCGACUGGCAUAAAGCAGUGACACGUGGAGAUCGUGCUAUUCUCGUAUGGUCGUUUCGCAUUCGCUAGUACUGAUGCCUGAGAUACGAAGCUCUACCGCAAAGAAAUCAUCUUAAGGGAAUAAUUGCAUCGGGCAUCGAUGUCAGAUUGAGGUGCACGUACUGCAAUUGAAUCUAUCAAGCUAUUUUUCCUAGUGGUCAUGAUGGGGUCUGGAUUCGUUUACGCCGGCCGCUUGUUUUCGUUGCCUCCAGUCGAAGUUUUUUCUCCUCUGAAAUGCAGUAAAUGCUCCUCAUCCGAGUGCUCGAGUUUGUAGCAAAGUCUAUAAGCUGUCACUAGUCCAUUGCCUGCCUGUCUACCUGCCUGCCUGCCUGCCAGCCUGCUGAAUUAAUGGGACACAAAAAAGAAGAUGACAAGACCUUGAUGAAAUAUAUGAACGUCCAUAGUGAUAUUGUGUGAGGUGGUAUAUGGAUGGUGUCUUAUUUGUAUGGAGCUCUCGAGUGGACUAUGCGAUUAUGACUAUUUGUGCUUAAAAUGCAGACCAGAAAAAUCACGAAUCAGCAAAAACUGUGCCAGCUCUUGUGCUGUGGGUCCUUGCUGGAAAAGCUGCAGCUGUAGCUCCUGGCUAACCACAGUACUUAUUGUUGGUGAGACGUUAUGUACAGAGCGGGCUAUCAUUCUUGGAAGACGUGAAUUUAGCAUGUACAUACAUAGAUACAUGAUAUCGCUUAGUCGUGCCUCGCAAGAUCCUCAAUGCAAGGAUCGAAGAAGCCUAAGUGAAUUGGAAGGAGAUCAAGUAGUCCUGAACUGUUACGUUCAAAACUCAGGACUACUCUAUUUUUGGGGAGGGUCUGCAGGUUACGCUUUUUCCGAAUGGACGAAGGAAGCAAGGAAAUAAUUGGGGAAGUGAUGUGCCAUACCGAUGGUAUAAACUCGAAGCCAAUUUCAUGUUGCAGUUGGACAGUUUAGGAAAUGAGAAGAUGGUAAUGUGCUCGUCUUGCCUCAGGCGAAGUUUUUGACAGACUAGAUAGCCAGAGAAUAAGACGCGGGAAAUGUUCUAUUUUAGAUUUUGCUGACGAAGUUGGGGGUAAAAGCUGUUUUCCUCGCAGCUGCGGGCAGUGUGACCGAGUGAGGUGUCGCCUGCGGCACGAGCCGCUCCUAUAAGCUUCACCCACUGGUUCAAGUAUCAUUUAAUUUUUCUAGCUGCGCGUUUCGUAUUCGCUCGAUUGUGGAAUUCUAACUUCAGCUACAGGCUUUACGCCCAACAAACGCCUACGAACUUCCUCGCUCAGCGAUGCCCCUACGAGGUGUGAACAGGACCGUGUCUCCCUCCUCCGCCGGGCGCCUGAGGAGGAGUGACUCGCUUCGUUCGGUUAGCUCGGGCUCAGCCCGCAGCGACGACUCACUGCCGCGCUCGCCCGCAAACGGUGGUCCCAACGAUAAUCACAACAAUAACAACAACAACAAAGGCAAGAGCGUAUCGUUUAAUAAUAACGUGCGAGUGCAGUAUCCGCGACGGACCUCACAUUCGUUCUCGAAAUUCGAUUCGUUAACGUCUCUGAACGGUCGCCAUUCGCCGAUCUCGAGCGGUCUGAACGAGAUCGAUUACAGCAACACGAACGCAAACGGUGGCGGCAUUCCGUACGCCUCGUCGCCCCAUCAUCUGCCCCCGCAAUCGCAGAACUAUACGUCACAGACUCUGGAGCACCCAAACAAAGGCGGUAACAAGAAGUUCUGGAGCAACGUCUGGAGGAGCCAUUCAGUACGAAAAUCCGACGAUAAUUCAUCACCAGUCAUCAAAUAUAAGGUCAAGCACAGCUCGCCGCUGCUAUCGCGAAAAUUUGUCGGUAAGAAGCAAGCAGGCUCAGAAUCACCUCAGGUACGGCGGAACCACGUUAAAAAGAUCGUCAACCUCUUCAACCGGCAGGCGGCUGUCAAUAAACAGAAACUAAGGGAAGACCAAGAAACCACAGGUCCCAAAAAAGGUCUGCAUGACCUUCAGUCAGCUUCCAUGCCCGUUCCGUCGAUGCCUCUUUCACGCACUUCGGUUACCCGGAGCAAUUCGCCGGCCCCACGACCGUCAGCAUCUCCAUCGGCGCCGCCCGGAAUUGCAAAAUCACCCACAAUCGCAUCGACGACGACGACGACCCAUCAUGGGCCAACCUCGAUUAAACGAACAGUCACUACGACUACAUACGAACCACGACCCUACGAAUACGUCACGUUUAAUAAUCCACUCAAUUUUCAAUCAACCAGUCCCCAUACCGAUUCAUCAGUGAAUACCAGCGACAAAGAGAAUUCAUCGUUUCAGAGCGGGAGCUCGUUCCUCAAUAGGGACAGCGGUAUUAGUCUUGCGGCGUCACCUAUUCGUUCAACUUCACCUGGCCCUUUUAUCUCCACGGUAACCCUUAACCACUCGCCAACAACUCCACGAGAUCAGCGAGAACCACUCCUUUCGUCAACAGGCCAAAGAGACCCCUCCGAACUUCGUCACGAGUUCCGUUGGGUGCCGCCUUUUGAAGACGGGGGUCAUCUUGGAGGUCCGUCAAGCGAUGAUUCUUUAUACUCUGAUAGUAUGCCGCCCCAGAGGCCAUUGAGAAAUAAGCCGUCAUCGGCUCUUAAUAUACCGCCAUCAUCCCAAGUGCAACAUCCUCCUCCGCCCAUGAAGGACGUCGCCGUUCAAGUUAACCAGAUAAAACCGGGGAACCUCACACCCGUUGAAGAACUGCCACCACGUAUCUACGCCCCGCUUUAUAGCCAGGUAAACAAAGCUCUAAAGAAGACAAACUCCAGUCCGCCUCCGCCUCCCCCGCCGCCCACAAGCUCAAUGCCGCUGCCUCAACGCUGGUCAUCACAUUCGCAAUUGGUGAACUCAUCUGCCUCGCCCGGUUGGGGCUCGGGUCACGACAUGCGUGAUCAUAGUUCCAACCAUUGCGAUUCGCAGUCUCCGCAGUGGAGACGCUAUCGAUCAGGCAGUCCCCCCUCUCGCUACGGGGACAACUCUCUCUGUACACCGAUGGGACUCGGCUACGAACAUACCUCAAUGAGUUCGCCACUACACAGUCCCGUAAAUCGAUAUUCCGACCUGGAGCACGGUAAUAUCCACCAGUCAGAUUUUGGUCUGUCGGAUGCCGAAAGCGCGCCCAGCAGAUCUCGAACGCCUCAGUCGCACGUGAAGACGUCCAGUCGGAGCUUUGGCUUCAACAUCGGCACGAAGAAGAAGGUAAAAAGCAAAAAGAGCAAGACCACUCAGGAGUCUGACUCUUCAUCAACGUCCUCACAGGGCGUGUCUGGAGAUCGUAGCCAGAGCAUGCUGCGUCAAACUAUGGCCCCGCGUAGCUUGGCCAAUCCAAGGGGAGUUCGCACGCAACAUUACAAUUCUUUGCUGGACCUUAGUCCUGCCUAUGGCCGCUCUCAUUACCCGACCUAUGAGGACGAAUAUGGUCCUGCUCCUAAACCGCCUCACACAUACUCCUGGACCCUUAGCUUAGGACGAGUCCCAAAAUCGAAGAGGUCCAUAGAUGGCAGCAGUACAGCAACCGGUCCAAUUUCUUCGACACAGACGCCACUUGCUCAGGCGGCACGGAAGGCUUACUCUGACGCACCUUCAUCAAUUGAUGAAGAUCACCCUUCGCAUUUCUCACAAGGGCCCCGUCGAGGAGGACUCGCCGCGGCCUUUCACCACAGAAACACACGAGGUGAGGCUUUUAACAGCGGCGCUUCAUCUUGCGGAUCAGUAACAGCGUCCGAGGCGGCGGGUGUAAGAGAGCCAAUCAUAAUGUAUAUUCCUGGUGUUCAAAGGGCCAAGGCGCCUCCCGAUGCCGCCGUCAACCGGGGUAAUUCGCUUCUCCAACAACAGUCGCCAGAAGGACGCAAUAGUCCCCAUUACAACGGCGCGCAGCAUGGCUCCUGCGCCACUCUGGGCCGAAAGGAACACAAGUCACGAUUCACCAAACAAGAAACCAAGAAUGGAGGCGGUAAAAACGACCGUUAUAAAAAGAAUAAAGAUCGAGAGCUUGAGCAUCACACCGCCGUUCAGCGAUCGAAAUCAAUUCCCCGAAAUGCGCGCUUCCUCUAAGAAUCUUGUCCCUAGGCCGUGCUUAGCUUGUUACGUUAAAUGAAAUGGUUAUAUACUGAACAGCAAAAAGUAUCUUAUAUAUAUAUGUUACUAAAAAGGAGCGGUGUCAGCAAAAAAGAUAUGUUAAAAGAGAACAAUUGACCACUCCUAUAUAAUGAUGGUGGUAGUCCUAGAAGUGGUAGCAGAUCGGCGGGCAAUAUUCUGCUUACCGUUAUAUGGUAAGUAGCCUCUCACUGAACGAGGGUCAAAACCCACAAAUAUUUGAAAACGACUUUUUUGACUAUUGGCCAUUUGAAACAUAGUCUAACUCUCUCGAUGUAAAUACGUCACUAAUUAAAUGGUUGUUCAAACAGUCAGCGGCGGAGAUUUACUUCAUCCAACCUUUCACUCGCCUUCUUUCAACGUAAAAAAUAAUAAAUAAUAAUAAUACGUAAUAAAACAUAUAUACAUAAUGACGUUGACGGCUUGCUAAUCCCUCUCGACUUGGCAAUUGAGGAACUGGUCAGAAUAUACGAAAUACAGAUGCCCAACAACAAACCCGAUGACCCAGCAGUGCUGUUUCCGAUACAACUGUGUGACUUUUCAGCGUUGUAGUCGUACUGGCAGAUACAUCAAUACGUAAACGCGAAUGCAACGAAGAAACAAGUACACAAAGAAAAACCGCAAUUGAGAAUAGCAACGCUGAUAACGAGGAUAAUGAAGAAUACUUUGUCAGGAAAGUGUUGUACAAUGGGGCGAAAAGGAUUCAAAUCCUUGUUCUCCCAUUGGUAUCUAUGAGCCGAUAUGCGGUGGUAAAAGCCCGCAAAGCUAGCCUAUAGAUAAAAAAAAAAAAGAA
Molecule: messenger RNA, 5200 nt
Organism: Varroa destructor (honeybee mite)
Lineage: Eukaryota; Metazoa; Arthropoda; Arachnida; Mesostigmata; Varroidae
Source: RefSeq, a predicted model, not a curated record